GAAAGAAAAGGGGUUUUGGAAAUUCAGGAGUCGUAUCCUUAUUGCCAGCUCUUUUGUUGGUGUUAUUAUUACUGUUAUUAGCGCUGGCGUCAAAUAAUCCGGUCGAUGAUCCGCGGAGGGGGCUCCAGCGACUACUUCUACUAGACACCUCACCGCAAUCAAACCACCUCCGCGUUCUUCCUUUCCCUCUCUCUUUCCACUUUCUAUUCAUCUCUAUACUGUUUGAUUUUACGCUGAAUCUCUUCCUCUUGCCAUAUUCUAAUCACCAUGGAGGACAUUGCUCCUGAGUAUGAUGUUGUUGUGCUUGGCACUGGAUUGACGGAGUGUGUUCUGUCUGGUGUUCUCAGUGUCAAGGGAAACAAGGUGCUUCACAUCGAUCGCAAUGAUCACUACGGAGGUGAGGCCGCUUCUGUGAACAUUGAGACUUUGUUCAAGAAGUACGGUAACGUUCGCCCCGGCGAGGAGCCCUGGAAAAAGUAUGGACGGGUCAACGACUGGAACAUCGACUUGGUCCCCAAGCUGCUGAUGGCCAACGGCGAGUUGACGAAUAUCCUGGUUUCCACCGAUGUUACGAGAUACCUUGAGUUCAAGCAGAUUGCUGGCAGCUACGUCCAGCAGGGCAACCGCGCCAAAGCCAACGUGGCCAAGGUCCCCUCGGAUGCCAACGAGGCCCUGCGCUCGUCUCUGAUGGGAAUGUUUGAGAAGAGGAGGGCGAAAAAGUUCUUGGAAUGGGUUGGUGAAUUCAAGGAGGAUGACCCGGCUAGUCACUAUGGCUUGGACAUCUCUUCAUGCACGAUGAAGGACGUUUACGACAAGUUCAGUCUCGAAGACAACACCCGUGAGUUUGUCGGUCACUCGAUGGCUCUGUACCAGUCCGAUGACUACAUCAACGAGGUUGGCAAGGCCGUCGAGACUAUCAACCGCAUCCGUCUGUACGUGAACUCGAUGGCCCGGUACGGCAAGUCGCCUUACAUCUACCCUCUCUACGGCCUGGGUGAGCUCCCUCAGGGUUUCGCCCGUCUGUCCGCCAUCUACGGUGGUACCUACAUGCUCAACACCAACAUCGAUGAGGUGCUCUAUGAUGACAGCGGGAAGGUCUCGGGUAUCAAGGCGACGAUGAAGGACCGGGACAACGCUGCGGAGACCAUGAACUUCACUACCAAGACAAAGAAGAUCCUCGCAGACCCGUCCUACUUCCCCAGCAAGGCCUCCGUGACCGGCUACCUGCUCAAGGCCAUCUGUAUUCUCAAGCACCCCAUCGACAAGACCGAUGGCAGUGACUCGCUGCAGCUGAUCAUUCCCCAGUCUCAAGUUGGACGGAAGCACGAUAUCUACAUUGCUAUGGUUUCGUCGGCGCACAACGUCUGCCCCAAGGGCUACUAUGUUGCCAUUGUCUCCACUAUUGCCGAGUCCGAUGCGAACCACCACAUUGAGCUUGAGCCUGGAUUCGAGCGUCUGGGUGAAAUUGAAGAGAAGUUCUUUGGCCCCCCGAUCCCGCUCUACGAGCCCCUUGAAAGUGGCGAGAAGGACAACAUCUAUAUCUCGAGAAGCUACGAUGCUACGUCACACUUUGAGACCACUACUGAUGAUGUGCGGGAUAUUUACCGUCGUGCCGCUGGUGAGGAGUUGGUUGUUGAGGGACUUCGGGAGGACCAGAAGCUUGCUGAAGAGUAAAUGUGAUUAAAUGCGUUUCCGGUUAAGACUGGGUAAUAUAUCGUCUUUUGGGGGGAGUCAUGAUUCCCUGGACUUGCGCCUUUGCUCUUAUUCUUAUAUGAUCAGAUAGCAUGUUGGAUUAACACGUUUUUUUUUUUUUUUUUUUUUGAGUCUUUGAUAUCGUGUUGAUAGUAUCGCCGCUGUCAGACAGAAUUCUCCCUUUCUUUUCGUGUAGUCGAUGGGUAUACACAAGCCCAGAAUAGGCCCGAAUUGCUUAUGUACAGCUAAGAGGCAUCCACACCCUUACAACUUCUCCGCGGGAUCCGUAUUAGCCUUCUCAUGCUCC
Molecule: messenger RNA, 1999 nt
Organism: Aspergillus ruber CBS 135680
Lineage: Eukaryota; Fungi; Ascomycota; Eurotiomycetes; Eurotiales; Aspergillaceae
Product: secretory pathway gdp dissociation inhibitor
Exons: 8
Coding region: 268-1674 (468 amino acids)
Biological process (GO): protein transport; vesicle-mediated transport; small GTPase-mediated signal transduction
Cellular component (GO): cytoplasm
Molecular function (GO): Rab GDP-dissociation inhibitor activity
Source: RefSeq, a predicted model, not a curated record